AUGCCACCUCGCAAAUCCACGUCUUCAGUGACGCCCGCUGAUCUUGAUGACUCCCUGCUUCAGCAGUCGUCUCCAGCACCGCAAACCGACAAGCCCGUCUUUGCGACGGAGCAGCAGCUGAAGGCUCGGGCUGAGGCAGGCGCGAGUGUCGAGGACUAUCUCCUGCCACGCUCAUUGACGAUUCGUCUCGCCAAGUCGGUUCUCCCGCCGAAUACGACGAUCCAGAAGGACGCUGUGUUGGCUAUGCAGAAGGCUGCUACGGUGUUUGUUUCCUAUCUGUCUUCACACGCCAACGACGCAACUCUCAAACGCACUAUCGCUCCAUCAGACGUCUUCAAUGCUCUCUCCGAGCUGGAACUCGACUCUUUCCGCGGCCGGCUUGAACAAGAACUCGAGGCAUACACGGAAAUUAAAGCCGGGAAGCGCAAGCCGAAGAAGGUUGAUGAGAAUGGCUCGACGCAGGAUGCUUUAGGCGAGGACGCGACUCAGGGCGACGGUGAUGUAGAGAUGCUUGAUAAUCCUGCGAAAAGAAUGAAGCGAGACGCAGACGUGGAAGUAGCUGUUGCUCUGCCCGCUGGGGAUGAUGGGGAUGAGACUCAAGAGGAAGAAGCCGAAGAAGAGGAAGAAGAGGAUGAGAGUGAGGACGAUGAAGAGGAGGAGGAGGAUCGUGCUCCGCGUGAGGAUAACCUUGAGCAUGUGGAGGACUUGGACCGUGAGCCUGGUGUGAGAAGAGGGCCUUAUGAUCCCGAUGCUGAGGAGACGGAUGAAGAUGAGGAUGGGCCUGGUAGUCAAUUGCGGGAUGAUCUUGGAUUGGGCUAA
Penicillium digitatum Pd1 is the source of this 819-nucleotide messenger RNA. RefSeq lists its product as uncharacterized. Gene Ontology annotation, cellular component: epsilon DNA polymerase complex; CHRAC. Gene Ontology annotation, biological process: DNA damage response; leading strand elongation; heterochromatin formation. Lineage: Eukaryota; Fungi; Ascomycota; Eurotiomycetes; Eurotiales; Aspergillaceae. The record is from RefSeq and is a predicted model, not a curated record. Gene Ontology annotation, molecular function: chromatin DNA binding; protein heterodimerization activity.